Syzygium oleosum is the source of this 1383-nucleotide messenger RNA. RefSeq names its product 1-aminocyclopropane-1-carboxylate synthase 7. Gene Ontology annotation, biological process: amino acid metabolic process; biosynthetic process. The record is from RefSeq and is a predicted model, not a curated record. The transcript has 4 exons. Gene Ontology annotation, molecular function: transaminase activity; pyridoxal phosphate binding. Bases 67 to 1383 code for a protein of 438 amino acids. NCBI's taxonomy places the organism in Eukaryota, Viridiplantae, Streptophyta, Magnoliopsida, Myrtales, Myrtaceae.
AAGACACACCACAAAGCAUCACAUCGAUUAAUAAAUCUACAUCAUCAUCUCAAGAGCUUAUCACGAAUGGCUAUAGAGAUUGAGGCUGCACCAUCUGUCCAGCUGUCGAGAGUCGCAGAUUCCGAGACACACGGUGAGAACUUGGCGUACUUCGCCGGGUGGAAGGCGUACGAUGAAGACCCUUACAACGAGGCGAGCAAUCCUUCCGGGGUCAUCCAAAUGGGAUUAGCAGAGAACCAAGUGUCAUUUGACUUGCUUGAAGAGUGCUUGGAGAAGCAUUCAGAGGCAUCUACUUGGGGCAAAGGAGCUCCUGGGUUUAGAGAGAAUGCCUUGUUUCAGGAUUACCAUGGCCUUCUCACUUUCCGAAAGGCGAUAGUGAGUUUCAUGGAGGAAAUCCGAUGCGGGGGGGCAAAAUUCGACCCCGAACGAGUAGUCUUAACUGCUGGCGCCACUGCAGCUAAUGAGCUAUUGACCUUCAUUUUAGCCGACCCUGGCGAUGCUUUGCUGGUCCCCACUCCUUAUUAUCCUGGAUUUGACAGAGACUUAAGGUGGAGGACUGGCGUGAAGAUUGUGCCCAUAGUCUGCGACAGUUCGAACAAUUUCCAGAUCACUACUGAAGCUCUAGAAGCAGCCUACGAGCUCGCAGAAUCAAUGAACAUCAGAGUGAGAGGAGUCUUGAUCACCAACCCGUCAAACCCUUUGGGCGUGACCAUCAGCCGGUCGGUCCUGGAGGACAUCCUCGACUUUGCAACGAGGAAAAACAUCCACCUUGUCUCUGAUGAAAUCUACUCGGGGUCCGUCUUCUCGUCCUCCGAGUUCGUGAGCGUUGCUGAGGUCCUCGAGGCGCGUGAGUACAGGGCCUCCGAGCGGGUCCACAUUGUGUACAGUCUCUCUAAGGACCUCGGCCUCCCGGGUUUUCGGGUUGGCACGAUUUACUCGUACAAUGACAAGGUCGUGACCACGGCGAGACGGAUGUCCAGCUUCACACUGAUCUCUUCUCAAACGCAACACCUCCUCGCCUGCAUGCUGUCUGACAAGAAGUUUGCGAAGAACUACAUCGAGAUCAACCGCACCAGGCUGAGGAAGCGGUACGAGAGGAUCAUCGAUGGACUGAGGAGCGCCGGGAUUGAGUGCCUAAAAGGCAAUGCUGGGCUGUUUUGCUGGAUGAACUUGAGCCCUCUUCUUGAGAAGCCCACAAGAGAAAGUGAAUUGGAUCUUUGGAGGACCAUGCUUCAAGAAGUGAAGCUCAACAUAUCUCCAGGAUCAUCAUGCCACUGCUCAGAGCCAGGUUGGUUUAGGGUGUGCUUUGCUAACAUGAGUGAGCACACACUAGAAGUCGCACUUGAGAGGAUACACAAGUACAUGGAACAAAGAAGAACUUGA